Messenger RNA from Debaryomyces tyrocola, 1914 nucleotides. The record is from the annotation of a GenBank genome assembly. NCBI's taxonomy places the organism in Eukaryota, Fungi, Ascomycota, Pichiomycetes, Serinales, Debaryomycetaceae.
AUGAUUGAAAAUAAGAGGAAAUAUCAGUAUUGUUUGAUUGCAUUGGCAUUUAUUUUAGGUCUACUUUUGUUUCCUGUUCCAUGGUUUCCAUCAAAUAAGCAGCACAAAUCUGACUCGUCAUUGAUAAGGAAUAUAGAGUGGAAUGAUAUAAACUUUAUUCACACCACUGAUACACACGGUUGGUAUUCUGGACAUCUUAACCAGAAACAGUACAAUGCUGAUUGGGGAGAUUUCAUAUCUUUUAGUAGUCAUCUAAGGAAUAUAGCUCAUUCAAAAAAGCAAGAUUUUUUGUUAGUAGAUACUGGUGAUAGACAUGACGGGAAUGGACUCUCGGAUGUAACAAUACCAAAUGGUGCUAAAUCUUUGCCAAUAUUUAUGAGGCAGGACUAUGACCUUCUUACUAUUGGAAACCACGAAUUAUAUGUUUGGGAAAACUCACAACAAGAAUAUGACUUGGUACGUGAUCAUUUUAAAUCGAACUAUAUUAGUACUAAUGUAGAAUACAAAUUACAAAAUGGAACAUAUGCUCCUAUAGGUCAAAGAUAUAAGUACUUCACAACACCCAUUCAAAGUAUUAGAAUAUUGUCAUUUGCAUUCUUGUUUGAUUUUACUAGGUAUAAUUCGGGGACAAAAGUCGAACCAAUCAUGAAAGUUCUAGACGAAGAUUGGUUCAAAGAUAUUUUGAUUGAUCAUCCUGCUGAUGAAGUUGAUUUACUUGUAAUAAUUGGCCAUAUUCCAGUAAGUCAUAACGAUAAAGAGUUGUUCCAAUUACAUCUGUUCUUAAGGAAAUAUUACCCUAAGACCAAAAUCCAAUAUUUUGGUGGGCAUUCGCAUAUAAGAGAUUUCAGCAUUUAUGAUGAAUACCUGACUGGUUUGCAAAGUGGAAGAUUCUGUGAAACUGCUGGCUGGGUAAGUAUUAAUUUAAAGUCUCCCAAAAAUGAUUUGAAUGGGGUAGAUAAGGUUAAAAAUACUUUCUCGAGAUCCUACAUUGAUUUCAAUUUAAACUCAUUUAUGUACCAUACGAAUAUAAGUUCAAUUGAAGAGUUUAAUACGGGCCUUGGAUUGAAUGUCUCAAGACAGAUUAGUGAUACCCGAAAGGAAUUGAACUUAGGAGCAAUAAUUGGUUAUGUUAGAAACAGUAAUUAUUUCAUGGAUUAUGUCUCAAUAACGAAUCCUAAAAAUAUUUUUAAGCUCUUGACUGAUAAAGUAUUACCUACAUUAGAAGUUGAAAAUUCAGAUCUAGCAACUUCAGAUCAGAGGUUAAUUAUAAUUAAUACUGGUUCGAUAAGGUAUGAUCUAUACAAAGGUCCAUAUACUUUGGAUUCCCAGUAUAUAAUUUCUCCUUUUGAAAAUGAUUGGGUAAAAUUGACAUUACCUAAAAAUUUUGCUAUAAAGAUAGCUCCCAAGUUGAAUGAGUUGCAGUAUAUUAUUCGUUCUUCAAGCGAUAAUACAUUGGAUAACAGACGGUUGUUACCUGAGCAUCAAUAUUCCAGACUUCUCAGAAACGACUAUGCCAAUUUCAAUAAGCUUACUGAGGAUUCAGGGCAACAUCAUUUCGAGAAUCGUAUGCUCCAAAGGUUUCAAGAAAUAGGUGAAUUGAAGCCUGUAUCUCAAAAAAAUAAGUUGUCUAAAGGUUAUGUCACGUAUGACGAUUUCGGUCAUGACGGUGAUGAUACUUUACAUAGGCCGGUAGUGAACCACCCUAUUCCCAAUGUUGUACAAUCGGAAGAAUUAGUCGAUUCUGAUGGGGACUCCUCCGUCGAUAUUGUUUUCUACAACUUCAUUACUCCAAAUAUUUUAUGGGCGUUAAAGGAGAUCGGUUUCGACGACGAUGUGAGCAAUCAAAUCGAAUUUUAUUCCAAGAACUAUUUGGGUCUAUUAUUAAAUGAAUAUAUUAGAAAUCAUGAUAUAUAG